Messenger RNA from Scaptodrosophila lebanonensis, 3382 nucleotides. RefSeq names its product zinc finger protein Elbow (gene elB). NCBI's taxonomy places the organism in Eukaryota, Metazoa, Arthropoda, Insecta, Diptera, Drosophilidae. Gene Ontology annotation, biological process: negative regulation of DNA-templated transcription. Gene Ontology annotation, cellular component: nucleus. The record is from RefSeq and is a predicted model, not a curated record. The transcript is spliced from 2 exons. The coding region runs from base 1293 to 2939 and encodes 548 amino acids.
UUCACAAAUCCAAUGAUGCUUAUUUUCUGUUGCAUAUCAUAAAAUAAAAUUCUACAGCGUGUACAUUUCGCAAAUAUUUCACUCGAUAACACAUGCAACAAUCAUAAUUCGCGCAUAAAAAAGUAAGUAAGUGCUAAAAAAAAAAAACAGUGGGGAAAAAGAAAAUCAACAAGACCCGUCAACGCAGUGCGACAUCAAAUCGUAAAUUUCUACGCGUCACGCUCACACGUCUACGACGAAAAUAAACAAAGGAAAGCAAAGUUCAGCGCAAUAACAAUAACAGCAACAACAAUAGCUAUAGCAGCAGUCAACACACCCUCACUGACAGCCAGCAAGCCAGUCGGCCCGCCUGUCAUAUAAAACGCGUACGUGCCUCGUCAUAAACGCGCCCUAAACGAGGCAUUCAACCAAAAACCAAACCACAAAACCAAAUGGCACAGCCAAAGAAAGUAAUUCAAUAGCAAAGCGCAACAAACAGCAACAACAACAACAACAAACAGCAACAAACAACAACAACAUCAAAUAUAAAACACAUAUUGUGCACAUAUUCUUAUUAACGCAUCAUAUAUAUUUAUUAUAUUCGCAAUAUUUGAACAAAAGGCAAAAACUGCAGAGACCUGCAGCGAUGCGUUAAGCGAAACGAUUCCGAAUGCCAUGCAAUGCAAAGCCGUAAAUAAUUAUAACGCGCCAAUAUAUGUACAUAUAUAAUACAUACACGUAUAGUAUAUAUUUAUGUGGCAUUUGUCGGAAGCCAGCUCACAAUAUACUUAUAUAAAGCCGUAUAGUAAAUAUAGUGAAUUAUAAUACACAUUAUACAUAUUCAUGAAUUUAUUACUCAAUUAAAGCGAAGCCAGCACCACGACAAAAGUUGUAAAAAAAAAAAAAAAAAUCAAAAUUGAAAUACAAAAAUGCUGAUGCCGUGAAAGUAGAGGCAACAACAGCAACAACAACAAAAACAAAAUGCACAAUCGGCAAUAAAAACACGCAUGCAACAAAAUUAUAUUAUUAACGUGAAAUAAAUCACAAAUGCAGUUGUUAAGCUGCUGAAGUUUUAAAAUCAACAGCCGCAACGUUUUAAUCAGUAAUCGGUUAAAAAAAAAAAAACAUCUGUGAGUGAAGCGCCUACCCCCUCCCCCCAAACGAAACCAUAAAAGCGCACGCGCAAGCGCUGCUCCGCAAACAAGUUGGCAGCACUCCCACCUCUAUCGGUCAUCCAAGCCGCAUUUUUUUGUCCUUAUCAACACUUCUACCAAAGCGAAGCCGUCAAAGUGGAUUUAACAAAUUAUAAUAAAAUGCUGCAAUCCAGCAAUCAUCAUUACUUGAGGCCGGAUUAUAUGGCAGCCGCCGCGCCAACUGCGCUGGAUAACAAAAGCAGUCCGUUGGCGCUAUUGGCACAGACAUGCAGCGCCAUUGGCGCAGACACCGCUAAUCCCAAACUGCUGGCGGCCAACAUUGAAAAGUCCACAAAGACGCUCAAGGGUGGCGGCGGGAGCGGCAACGGUCAAGGCGGAGCGACAACAGGAGGCGGCGGUGGCAGCGGUGGCUUAACGGACAAUGCACGCGAUAAAUCCUCACCAGUUAGCAGUCAUUCGUCCUCGGUAUCUACGGGGUCUGUGGAGCAACAGCCGCAGCCUCUGCCGCUGGCAAACAAAGUGCUGAGCACCUUUAAGCCCUAUGAGUCGAACAACAAUCAUUUACCGCCCAGCAGCAGCAGCAGCAACAGCGACUGUGGCGCCACAAAUCUCACAAAUAGUCAGCAGCGUGUCAAAACACCCAAGGGCAGCGGCACGAAUGGCCAGCGCUGUGAUUCCAACCAAAGUGCCAGCAGUUCACAGCGCGGCUCUCCGGCAGCUUCCGCUGCUGGAUCAGUGGCGACCACAAAUGGCUUAAGACGCACACCCACAGCAGGAGCAGGCGGUGGCGGCUCCAGCGCCCUUGACUUGCAUGCCCGCCUCAAUGGCAGUCCUGUGCAGGCGCGCACCAGUUCCAAAGAGUCCGCUUCGCUGCACAGCCCCAGCGUUCCCACAACAACAACAACAGUCAGCAGUGGCAUGGGCAGCGGCUCGCGUCUUCAGGCCGCCUCCGAGGCGGCUCUGGCCGCCGCCAAGGAGGCCAGCUAUGUGAAGGCCCUGCAUGCAGCGGCCGCCGCUGCCGGCGUGCAGAACAGCAGUGCGCAGGGUGGUGCUGGAUCGGCAUACUAUCCGACUGGGUAUGGAGCCUAUCCCAUGGAUUUGAUGGCAGCCAGCACACUGAUGUCCCCACAUCAUCCCAUGUUCAAGGCAGCGGCCAUGAACCCCUAUCUGAACUAUGCUCGGCUCAAGGGUCUGGAGCCGAUGAUGUCGUCGCCGAACGUUUGUCGGGAUCCCUACUGCACGGGUUGUCCCUCAAGUCCGCAUUUCCUGAACAAGGCCGCCGGACAACCCUGCGCUGCCGGCUGUCCGCAAUGCGAGAGCGGCAAGAAUGGUGUGGGGGGCAAUGGACAGAGUCCGGGCGGUUCCAGUGCGGCAGCUGUAGCCGCUGCGGCCGCUGCCUCCUCCUAUCAUGCCCAAUUGGCCGCUUUGGCUGCUGCCUCACAGCUGCCCUAUGUUUGCAGCUGGAUUGGCAGCGAUGCGGCAUAUUGUGGGAAGCGUUUCGGCACCUCCGACGACCUAUUUCAACAUUUACGCACACACACCGCUUCAGUGCCCGACUCGGUGCUGAGUGCUGCGGCAGCUGGCGGCAUACCACCGAAUCAUCCGCUCUUUCAACGCACCUAUCCCACACCACCGUUGAGUCCACUAUCUGCGGCAGCUCGUUAUCAUCCCUAUGGCAAGCCCUCAAUGCUGCCCCCCUCGUUGGCGCCACCCGGCCUCCCAGGGUUGCCACCGCAUCCCGCACUGGCACAAUAUUUUGCACCCUACUCCCUAUACGGACCACGGAUGGGGUCGUCGCAUCCAUAGUGGCUGCAAGAGCCGGACAAACUGGCCGCUGGAAGGCAUUGAGGCAUCAACAACAAUUAUUGAUUAUUGAUUAGAGAUAACAACAUUCAGUCAACAAAACCCCCUUUUUCUUCUCAAGUUUUCUGCAAAACUUGCUGCUGUAUGUAGUAGAUGUGUAAACUCACUCGUGAAACGAAAAGCUAGUGAUCUAAUGUACUAUAGUUACAUACAAAUAUUUACAAUUACGAUUUAAGUACAUUAUUAUUAUUAUAAAGAGAAUCAUUUAAAAAAAAAACCAGAAGAAUAAAGUACAGAAUUAUGGCACAACAAUUUGCUUACAUUGAUUGUAUUUUGUGUCUAUAAUUUAAUGACUACAAGUAUGUAUGUUUAAUUUAAACAAUAAUAACAACAAAAAACAUUAUUUAUUCAAUUUAAAUGAUAUAUAAUUAUAUACAUACAACAAC